CCCCCUGAAGCGCGCACUCGAGCAAUGUCCACAACAAACGCGGACAGAAGGACAACUGGAGGAAAAGCGGACUGUCAAACACUAUUUUAAAAUAAGAUCUACAGCAGAAACAUAUAUUUAAUCACGUCCUCAGGAUGGCAGAUGCGGAGGAAAAAACCAAUAGCUGUGGGACAGUAUGCCUCAAAUACCUUCUGUUCGUCUUCAAUCUUCUCUUUUGGUUGGCAGGUGGCGCUGUGAUGGCAGUGGGGAUAUGGACUCUGGUGGAUAAAAGCGACUACAUCAGCCUUCUGUCCUCCAACACCUACAUGGUCGCAGCCUUCAUUUUGAUUGGCGCAGGUGCUGUCGUCGUGUUCACCGGGAUUUUGGGCUGCUGCGCCACUAUCAGGGAACAAAGAAGUCUUCUUAUAGUGUUCUUUAUCCUGUUGUUGUUAAUCUUCCUACUGGAGAUCACAGCUGGAGUUUUAGCUUACGUCUAUUAUCAGGAGUGUUUUCCUCUCUGCUACCAGCUGAAUGCUGAGCUGAGAGCCGAUCUGAAGGAAAGGAUGGUGGAAAACUACCAGCAACCUGGACAAGAGCACAUCACCAGAGCCAUCGACAAUCUGCAGCAAGACCUGAAGUGUUGCGGCAGUAACAGCUCAGCAGACUGGCAGGACGGGGCCUGGAUACAGACCUAUGCUGACAGACGCCUGGUGCCCGACAGCUGCUGCAAGACCCCCUCGGUGGGCUGUGGAGUCAGAGACCACCCAUCCAACAUCUAUAAAGUGGAGGGUGGUUGUAUAUCCAAACUAGAGGAGUUUAUUCUUCAACAUCUGCUUAUUUUGGGCUCUGUGGGUCUUGGGAUUGCAUUUAUUCAGAUUGUGGGCAUGAUAUUUACCUGCUGCCUGUAUCGAAGUUUGAAAGAAGAAAUAUACUGAGAAAGAGGACACUGUUAUUCCCGCAACACCAAAUAAGCCUUUCUGCAGCCUGCUACUGUAGUUUGAAUGUGCUGUGUGUUAUGAAUGUGUCAUAAUAAUGCAGGAUGAUGGGUCAAUACGUCUUGGCUGCAGGACAGUCGCUCUGAAAAGGGAUCUGCAUCUACAAUGUCUUGUUUCGGGCAAAUAUUUUGGAUGCACACUAUUUGAUUUAUUCUGAACACAUAACUAUAAGGGUUUUGUUUUUCUUCAGCAAAUUCCUUCCAGUGCAUUCUGGGUUACGCCAUUUAUAAUAAUCAUAAUUUCCAGUUACAAAUAUCAUCACGAGUCAUCUUUAUUACUUUAAUUUUGAAAUUAAAUGUGAAUUUCUACAUGUUUUGUGUGUGAAAUUUCAAAAUUAUUUAUUUGCAUCAAAUGACAGAAAUACUGAAGGCAUUCACUGUAUCUGAAGUAUAAUAGAAUAUAAAGAAAUUAAAUACAUAUAAAAAAUGUUCAUAAUAAACAAGUCUGCAAUUG
Molecule: messenger RNA, 1427 nt
Organism: Danio aesculapii
Lineage: Eukaryota; Metazoa; Chordata; Actinopteri; Cypriniformes; Danionidae
Gene: cd151
Product: CD151 molecule
Exons: 9
Coding region: 135-914 (259 amino acids)
Cellular component (GO): membrane
Source: RefSeq, a predicted model, not a curated record